Brassica rapa (field mustard) is the source of this 1877-nucleotide messenger RNA. Its product is annotated as dihydrolipoyl dehydrogenase 2, mitochondrial. Gene Ontology annotation, cellular component: mitochondrion; oxoglutarate dehydrogenase complex. NCBI's taxonomy places the organism in Eukaryota, Viridiplantae, Streptophyta, Magnoliopsida, Brassicales, Brassicaceae. Gene Ontology annotation, molecular function: dihydrolipoyl dehydrogenase (NADH) activity; flavin adenine dinucleotide binding. The record is from RefSeq and is a predicted model, not a curated record. Gene Ontology annotation, biological process: pyruvate metabolic process; 2-oxoglutarate metabolic process.
AAAGUUAGUGCUUCCGUCUUUAUUCGACUCUUCAAAACCAAAGUCUCCUUCGAAAAACAACAAACAAACAACGAUGGCGAUGGCGAACUUGGCUAGAAGAAAGGCUUACCUUCUCACCAGAAACAUCUCCACUGCCCCUCUCAGAUCCUCCUUCUCCCUCUCCCGCGGCUUCGCUUCGUCCGGAUCCGACGAAAACGAUGUCGUCAUCAUCGGCGGCGGUCCUGGAGGCUACGUGGCGGCGAUUAAGGCCGCACAGCUCGGUCUCAAGACAACCUGCAUCGAGAAACGCGGCGCUCUCGGUGGUACUUGUCUCAACGUCGGAUGUAUUCCUUCAAAGGCUCUUCUUCACUCUUCUCACAUGUACCAUGAAGCAAAGCACGUUUUUGCCAACCAUGGUGUCAAGGUCUCUUCCGUUGAGGUUGAUCUCCCUGCCAUGUUAGCUCAGAAAGACACAGCCGUCAAGAAUCUCACCCGCGGUAUCGAAGGCCUCUUCAAGAAGAACAAGGUGAACUACGUUAAGGGCUACGGCAAGUUCCUCUCCCCUUCUGAAGUCUCUGUGGAGACAACCGAUGGAGAAACCACCGUUGUGAAAGGGAAGCAUAUCAUUGUUGCAACUGGCUCGGAUGUCAAGUCUUUGCCCGGCAUCACUAUCGAUGAAAAGAAGAUUGUCUCGUCGACAGGAGCACUGUCUCUGUCUGAGAUACCGAAGAAGCUGAUCGUCAUUGGCGCUGGCUACAUUGGUCUUGAGAUGGGUUCUGUGUGGGGACGGCUUGGAUCAGAGGUCACAGUUGUUGAGUUUGCAGCUGAUAUUGUGCCCUCUAUGGAUGGCGAAAUCCGCAAGCAGUUUCAACGUUCGUUGGAGAAGCAGAAGAUGAAGUUCAUGCUCAAGACUAAAGUAGUUGGCGUGGAUUCUUCAGGAGAUGGCGUCAAGCUCAUAGUGGAGCCUGCAGAAGGUGGAGACCAGACUACUCUCGAAGCUGAUGUUGUCCUUGUCUCAGCAGGAAGAUCUCCCUUCACAUCUGGACUUGAUCUUGACAAAAUCGGAGUUGAAACUGACAAAGUAGGGAGGAUCCUCGUGAACGAGAGGUUCUCAACCAACGUUUCAGGCGUUUACGCUAUUGGAGAUGUGAUUCCAGGACCAAUGCUGGCUCACAAAGCCGAAGAAGACGGCGUGGCUUGUGUUGAGUUUAUAGCAGGCAAACACGGACACGUGGAUUACGACAAGGUCCCUGGCGUUGUCUACACAUAUCCUGAAGUUGCCUCUGUGGGUAAAACCGAGGAGCAGCUGAAGAAAGACGGUGUGAGCUACCGAGUUGGGAAGUUUCCGUUCAUGGCUAAUAGCAGAGCCAAGGCUAUUGAUACAGCAGAGGGAUUGGUCAAGAUUUUGGCUGAUAAAGAGACGGACAAGAUCUUGGGAGUUCACAUUAUGUCGCCAAACGCGGGAGAGUUGAUCCACGAGGCGGUUCUGGCGAUUAACUAUGAUGCGUCUAGUGAAGACAUUGCUAGAGUCUGUCACGCUCAUCCCACCAUGAGUGAGGCUAUCAAGGAAGCUGCUAUGGCUACCUACGACAAGCCCAUUCACAUGUAGAAGAAGCUCCACAGGUAAAAUCACGGUUUAGUUUUUGGUUCUGUUUAGGCCAAAUCGAGAUCUUGAACCCGUGUGGUUUUGGGUAUAUUUGGUUUGGUUUUUAUAUUUUCGGUUAAACCUUGAUUUUUUUUUUUACUUUCUCGUUGAUAUGGGAUGAGCUCAAAGAAUAUAACUUUACCACUCCUUUGUAAUAAUUUGAAAUGUUCAAGUAAACCAAUUAUGGUUCAUCGGGUUUGAUCGUUGGUUUGCUUGACCCAUUUUUUAAUUGAGUAAACCAAAUUCAAUGUGA